Molecule: messenger RNA, 533 nt
Organism: Cantharellus anzutake
Lineage: Eukaryota; Fungi; Basidiomycota; Agaricomycetes; Cantharellales; Hydnaceae
Exons: 1
Coding region: 105-383 (92 amino acids)
Source: RefSeq, a predicted model, not a curated record
CUUCAUCUUCCUAUCCUAUUGUUGCCCCGUCGUCUUCCGCCACAUCUUCAUCACCUUUUCUUGGAGGCCAUGUGGAAGCUAAUAGAAAUGUCCAGGGCACAUCGAUGCUACCAGGCUCUCAAGAUGCUCAGACUUCUUUCCAUCAGGCAAGCAUGCCUGCAAUGCUCCAGAAUCAACAAUCAUAUUUCCCCGUUGGGUUGCACAGCCAACCAAAUGUGCAGCUGAGCUUCAGUGGCGCAACUCUUGGGAACCUAUCUGAAACUCCUGCUCCCUUUCUGCCGACUGGCCCAGGCGAUCCAGAUGAUCCGAACCUUGCCUUUUCUACUGUAGAUCCAGGCUGGUCCUUUAUUCCGUUUCAGGACGUACCUGACCUCUGGGAGUGAGACCAUAUGAACUUUGUCGUGAUUGCAUACUUCGGUCUUGGAACUACACACUUGACUGUUUAGCCACUCCAUCUUGAAUCAUAUAAUUCCGUGCAGAUCACCCGUUCCUGUGCUUUCUUGAUACAAUUUCUCUUAAUUUUUUUGGCAAUU